Molecule: messenger RNA, 1209 nt
Organism: Seminavis robusta
Lineage: Eukaryota; Bacillariophyta; Bacillariophyceae; Naviculales; Naviculaceae
Source: the annotation of a GenBank genome assembly
AUGCAGUUGGAGUAUGAUUCUCCCAAUUUGGUGCAAAGGUUCCUUUUGGUACUCUUCUACUACCAAACCACCAGGCAUCAACCAUGGAAAGAGUGCAACCAACCAGCAGGAAUUCCUCAAGGGAGUGCAAUGUCUGGUUUCUGUUAUGCAAUUAAUCAGUUCUCUGGUGAGAUCACAACCAACAUAUGGGGGGAUCGGUGGCUCUCUGCAAGUCAUGAAUGCCAGUGGGCGGGAAUCACUUGUGGAACAUCCAAAUCCGAGGAAAAGAGAAUCGUCAGGCUAAUACUAUCAAAAAACCAGCUCAAUGGUCCUCUUCCAUGGGAAAUUUUGUAUUUGGCACAACUGAAGCGAUUAGAACUGGGUGGCAACAUGCUGACAGGAAUGCUUUCCCCAGGUUUGCUUUUGGGUGAAUAUGCCUUGGCAUUGGAACUUCUUAGCUUGACUGGAAACAGAUUAUCUGGAACAAUCCCUGGGGAAUGGUUUGUGAAUCUUCACAAAGGAAGUGGUAAACUCGAGCAACUGCGGAUAUCAAGAAACAGGUUGACCGGGACAAUUCCAUCAGAAGUGGGUUUGCUUUCUUUGAAGUGGUUACAACUAGGAGGAAAUGCUUUGACUGGGUCACUGCCAAUGGACUUAUUCUACCAGAAAUCAUUCGAGUUACUCUAUUUUGAAGACAAUCAGAUCACAGGUACCAUGCCCACCGAAGUUGGCCUACUUGCAAACUUGCGCGAGCUCUAUUUUUGUGGCAAUAGCAUUUCGGGGUCCUUGCCCUCGGACAUUGGACUUGCAAGCCAGCUUAGUCAAAUUAUGCUCUUCAACACCAAUAUGCAAGGAACGCUCCCCGAAGAGCUCUACACUGGACUUACAGACCUUAUUGCUUUGUCCCUGAAUGAUUGCAACUUCUCUGGGACAAUCAGUUCAUCACUUGGGCUUUUGACAAAUCUUGCGUGGCUGAACCUGGCAAACAACCACUUCCUUGGCACCAUUCCGAAUGAAAUCGAGACAUUGACCGGCCUGAGUCAACUUCUGGUGAAUGGGAAUAAGCUGUCUGGAACUGUUCCGUUAUCUGUCUGCCAAAACUUUGCAUCGGAAAUCUUGUUGGUGGCAGAUUGCUUACCCAAUACAGAAACUGAAAUUCCUGUGAUACAAUGUGCCUUUGGCUGCUGCACCAGUUGUUGCGAUGAGACAGGGGUUUGCCUCGCCAACUGA